AUGCCAGAAGGGCCAUCUGUGAGGAAGUUUCACCAUCUCGUCUCCCCCUUUGUGGGCCAGAAGGUGAUCAAGACAGGCGGCAGCAGUAGGAAGGUCUACCCUGCCACCUUUCAGUCUCUGUGGCUUCAGGAUGCUCAGGUGCAUGGAAAAAAAUUAUUCCUUCGGUUUGAUCCAGAUGAGGAGAUGGAGCCACUCAACAGCAGCCCACAGCCUGUACAAGGAAUGUGGCAGAAAGAGGCUGUGGACCCAGAGCUGGGCUUGGGUUCCAGUGCUCAGGAACCCUCUGCAGGCCCCUCUGGAUCUGGGGAGCCUGUUCCCAGUAGAUCUGAUGAAACAUUUGAUCUUGGGGGGAAGAUCCCUUCAGCAGGUGCUCGGAAGUGGCUGGAGGUCAGGUUUGGUUUAUUUGGCAGUAUCUGGGUGAAUGACUUCUCCAGAGCAAAGAAAGCUAACAAAAAAGGUGACUGGAGAGACCCAGUGCCCAGGCUGGUACUCCAUUUUAGUGGUAGUGGCUUCCUGGUAUUUUAUAAUUGCCAGAUGUCAUGGAGCCCUCCCCCAGUGAUUGAGCCCACUUGUGACAUAUUGUCUGAAAAGUUCCAUCGAGGACAAGCUUUGGAAGCUCUAAGCCAGGCUCAGCCUGUGUGCUACACACUCUUGGACCAGAGGUACUUCUCAGGAUUAGGGAACAUUAUAAAGAAUGAAGCCUUGUACAGAGCAAGGAUACAUCCCCUCUCUCUCGGUUCAUCCCUGAGUUCUUUCUCUCGGGAGGCCCUUGUGGAUCACGUGGUGGAGUUCAGUAAGGACUGGCUUCAGGACAAAUUCCAAGGCAAGGAACGGCACACACAGAUCUACCAGAAGGAACGAUGUCCUUCUGGUCACCAGGUCAUGAAGGAGACAUUUGGGCCCCCAGAUGGGCUCCAGAGGCUCACCUGGUGGUGCCCUCAAUGCCAACCCCAGCUGUCCUCCGAGGGGCCACAGACUCUUCCGUCCUCCUAA
Mus pahari (shrew mouse) is the source of this 993-nucleotide messenger RNA. RefSeq names its product nei like DNA glycosylase 2 (gene Neil2). Gene Ontology annotation, biological process: base-excision repair. NCBI's taxonomy places the organism in Eukaryota, Metazoa, Chordata, Mammalia, Rodentia, Muridae. Gene Ontology annotation, molecular function: damaged DNA binding; DNA-(apurinic or apyrimidinic site) endonuclease activity; zinc ion binding. The record is from RefSeq and is a predicted model, not a curated record. Gene Ontology annotation, cellular component: nucleus. The coding region runs from base 1 to 993 and encodes 330 amino acids. The transcript has 4 exons.